CGACACAUACACGGAUUUUCAUGUCGUGACGAGUACCUCGGAAUCGGUAAGAAAAAAACAUAAGCAGACAGGCGAAGCAGAGCAUACCGUUUAAUAAUGAAUGCAUAAGAACGUUCGACGCGCGCCGAGAACGAGAACAGAACCCGUCUGCGUAUGAAUGCGUGCGUGCGGUGCGGCAAAGGUGUUGGAUAUUUUUUUGAGGUUUGCUCCGGCUUUAAAUGCGUUGUCUUGUUGUACUACCAUCGAAUUCGAAUCGUUAAAAGUGCGUGGAAAAGUGUACGAAACGAAACCAAUACACGGAAAGUGGGACAACGGCGACCGAGAGCGCUCGUUGCGCUUGUCUGUGGUGUCCGUGUGUGCGUGUGUGUUGCCGUUGUGUGCGUGUGGCUGUGUCUGUGUGUGUGCACCGUCCGCUGGCCCUGCGAGUGUGUGCGUGUGCCUGCCUACUGCGGUCGAGUGCCCAGUGCUUCGGAAUCGUAUCGAAACGAAAUGAAUUGAAAAAGUGUGUUUUACUUCUCGCUAAAACGCCCAAAAACGAAUAAGCACCAGAGCAGUCAAAGUGCAUAGAAAUAUGAGCAUGCCAAUGCCAGCAAAUCUGAAACGGAAUCGGAAUCGCGAAUUGUGCACGCAAAUCAAAAUCAAAAGCAAACCCAAAACCAGGCGCUCUUGCUCUUCUACUCCAUCUUCUUUUGUCUGACUCUGAGCGACGACUUUGCCGCAUGGCUGGCGGCCACAGGACAAUCGAAUAUAGCAAUGAAUGAUUUACGUCAGCAGCAGAUGGUAGCAGCGACAUCGUCAUCAGGAUCGGAAUCGGGAACAGCGGUAGAAUCGGCAGCCGCCACGUCUACAGCAGGAUCAGCAGGAGCAGCAGGUCGCCUCCAGCCCAACUGCAACUCAAAGUCAGUGGCAGCGAGCAGCACGAGCGAGGAGGAGCAGCGGGUUAGCUCCACGUCGUCGCCAGCCCAGCGGGAUCAGCAGCUGAAUGCGGAUCAAGAGCGGGAUCAGGAUCAGGAUCAGGAGCAGGAGCCACAGCAGCAGCAGCGCGAGGGGGCACUGCAGCAUCAGCACAACCAGCCCGGCCAUAUAACCAGCACCACAGCGUCGCCUCCGCCGACGCAGCCGCCUCCGACGACGCCGUGCGACGAUGCCCCAAGCACAACUGGAGCAUCUGCAUCUGCAUCGGCCAGCUCAGCAUCCGGAGAAGCACCAGCGGGAGCAGCGGGUGGAGCAAUGGCUGCCACGGCGAUCACGGUAGAGGGCGAGGAGCGGGACGGGCACAAGAUCAUCCUGAAGCUCUCCAUGCACUCCAGCCCCAACUCAAACCCAAAUGAAUCUCAGCCGCCGGGCGAUGAGAGGCGCGUGGAACCCCUGCGCAUCCAUCUGCCCUGCAGCGGCGGCGGAGGAGGUGGAGAAGGAGGCCUGGUGGCCAAGCCGCAGGACGCCUUCGACGCGGACGCCUCCUCCUGCUCCUCAUCGUGCGCCGAGGACGAGGUGGCCAGCACUCUCGGCCAACAACUGCGGAACACCCCGCACAUAGUGCCAAAGCUGACCAUCCGCGCCGCGAACGAGAGGCGCGUGGGCAGCGUGGUGCCCAAGCUGACCAUCAAAUUGCCCGAAAACCCGGCUGCCUCUGGCUCCAACUCCAAUUCUGGGUCGUGCUCGUCGGCAGUGAGUGGCGGAGUCCAGUCGGCGAUGCCCGCCAAGAACGACGCCCACUUGUCCAGCCUUUCCCCCGCCUCCGCCUCUUCCUCUUCAGCCUCGUCCUCCUCCUCUUCGUCGUCGUCGUCCUCUCUGGCGGAGAUGCAGACGGUGCCCAAGCUGAUGAUCAAGACAACGCUGGCGGGAAGCAGCUGCAUCAGCAGCAGCGAGGAGCAUCCGCACCAGCAGCAGCAGAUACCAAAGUUAACCAUCAAGACGGGAGGCAGCGGCGGCGGUCAAGAGCCCAUGCACACGGUCAUUAUGACGCACGACCUGACCAACGCCCAGAGCAUCCCCAAGCUUACCAUAAAGACGAAGUCCAUCGAGCUGCUUGAGGACGAGCCGGCGGCCAAGGUGGAGCCGCAGCAGCUGCAACCCCUGCCCAAGCUGACCAUCAAGAACCUGUGCUCGCCCAAGCACAAGGUGCGUGCGGUGCUCGAGGAGAAGCCGAUAUCGGCGACUUCCAAGCUGGCAGUCCCGAAGCCCACGGCGGCCAAUCCUACGCCGACGGUGACGAACGCUCCGAUGACGAAUGGCGGCGAGUCGAACAGCAGCAGCCAGGAGUUCUGCGGCUUCUCCGACCCGGACGCAGAUACGGCAGCGGCUGCUUCGGACGAGGGUCGCCGCAACUCUGACGACAUGGUAAUCGACGAUUCGCUGUCCAAGGGGCACGACCCCAAGAUGUUUCACAACCUGCCGCCACUGGCCGCCAGCAAUGGUAUCGCCAGCGGUGCGAGCAAGAUCAACAAAGCCGGAAAGCCUGCCCAGCCGCAGCACAACGUGGUGGACAUGGUAGACCUGACGUCGUCCCCGUCGCCUGGCUCUUCGCCCGCGCAUGUACCCAACAACUUUACGGGACGCAUUUCGCCGAACAACCUGCUCAUCGAGUGCCUGCGUGCGCAAGCUGCACCUGUUAAUUUUACCACCCAGCAAACUGCCUCGCUCAGUUCAAACAUCCUGCUUAGCCAGCUGACGGCGCCGGCUAAGGGCUUCACCACGGCCACGCCGCAGAGCAAAUCCAGCAAGUAUCCCCAGCUAACCGAACGCCUGAUGGCCAAUGGUGGCGUUAGCGGCGGUGGAGGAGGAUCUGUUGUUGCGGCAGGAGGCGAAACGGCCGUUGGUCCGCAGGCCUCCGCGAAUCCUGCGCAACCUGCCAUCGAGUCUAUCGAGAUCUUGGACACGCCUGAUGGCAGUCCGAGGGUUCCCUACAUGGACGAUGAGCACCCCCUUCCGUUGUUCAACAACCAUCACCAAACCAACCGCAAGCAUGCCGGAGCUCUCAGUGACGACCAGCACUUGGAGGACCAAGAGAUGCAGGAGCUGGACAACAACAACGAGAACCACUUAAAGCGCACCAGCAGCGAGGGCAACGAAUCUCCAAGUAGUGGCAUACCUCCCAACAAGCAGAGACGAAUGGACAAUGACGAGAACGACCAGCAGACACAGAACUGUCACGAUCCCGCCAGGAAGUGCAAUGCCAGUCCCGGCGAAUCGCUGCAGGCGCUGCCGCCGUCACAUCGCUCGCGCAAGCAGAAGCACGAGCGCAUUCUCAACACGGACCUGGAGGAUGCUCUUUUUCCACCCACCCAACAGCAUGCGAUAUCUACGCCGGACCAGAAUGGAGCCCUGUCCUCGGAGGUCCAACUGGACGACGCCAAGGCCCAGGAUCCGCUGGAACAGCCGCACACUCCGCUCCCGCUCCCGGUAGCUACGUCGGCGGGCACGGGCAAGAAACGGGGGCGUCCGAAACGAAUUCAGAACCAGAGCACAGUCGAGUCUGCCGGGGCCAUUGCCGCAGUCACUCCCAAGCCCGACACUCCACAGGAGGAGGCCAGUAGCGCUGUCAAGUCGCGACGCGUACAACUGCUACGCAAGCGAUUGGCCAUCGAUAUGGUUAGCGUGAGCCAAGCACUGAAGGACGCGGCGACGAAGAACUCGUCCUUGUGCGAGCCAAAUGCUCGGAUAAUCGACGAAGAACUUCCCGGUGCGCUGGAAACUCCCAAAAGUCGCGACCACCGCCAGCUGAGAGCCACGCGGCGCACCACGACCCACAAUCCCAGCCCGAACGCUAGCCUGCAGCCUACUCCCAAAUCCACGCGAAAGCGCCAGAGCAAGGCCAGUGCCCAGCAUAGCCAGCUGGCGCCGCCGCCGCCGGCGAUGCCUCAGUUUGGUAUCUUGGAGGCCGAGUCAAACAACAACAACAGCAGCAGCAUGUCCUUCGCUCUCACCGCGCAGAUUGACCUAACCAUGUGCUCGUCCAGCUCGUCGACUUCCUCGGGCGCUGCCGCCAACCAGCAGGUGAUCAGCGGGAGCGGCAGCAGCUCCAUGCUGCCUCCGACAACUAUUCUGUCUUCUUCCGACCCGCUGCCCGAUGUCAUCUUCCAGCCAAACGAUUUUUCCUCGAUCAUGGCCACCCAACAGCUGCGCUCCCCGCGCCCCUCAAGCAUCAGCGGUGGCAGUGCCGGCGGUAGCCAGCAAGAUUCACACGAUGAGGACAACUACAACAGUGCGCUGGACAACUCCGGAGACGAAUCCGUCGCGACGUUACCGAUGCUUUCGAUGGCAACUCCGACGCGAGGACGCGGACGUGGCAGGGGAUCCAGGGGAGGCGGCCGCAAUAGAGGCUCUUCUUCGGCAGACCGAGCUGCCAGCGCCGGAGGCGGAGGCACAGGGUCCACAACACCAACUACGCAGUCACGGGCGCCGCGGAUGAGCCGUGGAGCAAGCGCCGUUGCCAAGGCCAUCGCUAUGAGUCGACCGCGCUGCGUUGGAGGCCUGAAGCACCAGCCCGAUCCCGAGAGACUCAAAGGCUUGUUCAGUCCGUCGCCGCAAGUGUUUGAGGAGGACACGCGUAUGAGCGCGGAUCUAAGCAACAGCAGUCAGUCCAUGACCAGCCUAAUGGAACCUCCGCUAACGCCACAGAAGCAACCCGACUUUCUUAACAACGAGGAGUCACAGUCGUCCAUGGUGAGCAAUGUAAGCAUGAUCGACUCGAACCAGGGUCAGUCCGUCGACGCUAUUCUGGGCUCAGCGCUCAAACGUCCAAAGAAAAAAAAGAUGGAAAUUUGCGUGGCCGAAGACACGGACUACAGCGCCUCCAGCAUUGCGGAGUACGACUGGCCACCGCCCAAAGGUUGCUGUCCUUCGAAAAACCGUGACACCUUUAUGAUUCAAGAGCAGGUGGCCCUCUAUUUGGGCAUCACGAGCUUCAAGCGCAAGUACCCGGAUCUGCCACGCCGCGCCGUCGACAUGGAGGAGCGCAAUUGGCUGCAGGAGAAGGGACUGGUCAGCGAGCGGAUGUGCGACCUGGGCAUCACCGCCGUGUGGGCAUCCGACAUCCUGGACAUUAUGUACGCGGACUUUUACGAUAAGUAUGAAGAGUAUAAGGAGUACAUUCGCCAGAAGCACUUGCGCGAGAUCGAGGCUAAGCAGAAGGCUCUGGGACUGACGGUUGGGGCAGGAAAAGGUCUUCAAGCGCGUGACCGUGCCAUGCUAUCGGCUAGCAAGUGGAACGUUUACUUCAACAAGACCCGCAAGGAUGAGCGCCAGGUCUGUCUGGAUCUGCAGACAUUUACGAUAAAUCAGCCGCUGCAUAGGACGGCGCCCACAUCCACCUGCCUACAGCGCUCUAUUGUGAAUGUGGUGCGGGCGGCGGCGGAAGCGGAAAAUGUGCCGGAACCGCCCACUCUUCUGCCGCCCCGAGUCUACGACGAGGCCUUCCGCGACUCGGACUAUGCCUAUCCGCUUACGGUGGUGCCGGACCAGUUCUCGUUGGCCUAUCGCCACUUCGAGCCCGCCGAGCUACGAGCCUAUCCACUGGACACGGCACUGGAUGUGCCUGCUGAUGUGAUGGCGCAGCUGCUGCAGGGACACAACGAAGCUUCUGGCAGUGAAGAAAUAAAAAUGCCCGCCUCGGCCGCCAAAGAUCUGGGGCAAGAGCCGUCUGCGAUCAAGACCCAAAUGGCAGCGGCGCCCAUUCGGCGCAGCAGAAGAUCGGCACGGCAGCAGACGGACAAGGUCCGCACGGCCAGCAGCUCCAGCACUUCCUCCGCGCAGUCGCUCUCAUCCGCAUCCAGCGGCAACGGAAGCAGCAGUGAUACGGGCAGCGGCGAUGAAAGCGACUCUAGCAGCAGCUCGAGUUGUUGCAGUUCGACCGGUGCCUCGAGUGGAGCUGGCAGCGAGGAUGAGGAUGAGAACGAGUCCUCGCCGUCAACCAGGCUGUCCAACUGCGGUGUCUGCCUGCGCAGCCAGCAUCGCAAUGCUAGGGACAUGCCGGAGGCCUUCAUCCGCUGCUACAGCUGCCGAAGGCGCGUCCAUCCCAGCUGCAUUGAGAUGCCCCAGCGUAUGGUGGGUCGCGUGAGGAACUAUAACUGGCAGUGCGCCGGCUGCAAGUGCUGCAUCAAGUGCCGGAGCAGUCAGCGGCCAGGAAAGAUGCUCUACUGCGAGCAGUGCGACCGAGGCUACCACAUCUACUGCCUGGGUCUCAAGACGGUGCCGGAUGGACGCUGGAGCUGUGAACGGUGCUGUGUGUGCAUGCGAUGCGGAGCCACUCGGCCGGAGGGUCUGCCCCACGUGGCCGCCCUGUCCCAGGCCUCCGCGGGACCCUCGCCCAACGGGGACCGAUCGAAGGCGUUGUCGCGCAGCAAGCGACUGAAAUGGGUGCAUGAGUACAGGUUUGACCACUUAACAAAGCUGCGGGAGCAUGCCGCCAUGUUCUGCGUGCCCUGUGCGCGGAGCAAGCCUCCCAAGCGGCAGCCAGCGGAGGCGGCGACGACCGUGACUGCGACUGCGACAGUCGCCUCCUAUUCGCAGAUUGUGUCCACAAGCACGGAUGCCAGUCCGAUACCAAGUCCCGGCCUGACGCUUAAUGGAGACCGCGCUCUCUCACCGGAGGCGGCGGCUUCACUGAGUCCAAAGGCAGCUGUGCCCGUUUUGGAGGCGUCGUCGUCAUCGUCGGCGGUGACCACAAACAUGGCGGGAACGAUGAGCAAGCGGCAUCCGGGGAACUCGGUCAAUAUCACAACGAUGCAGUGCAGCAGCAGCACCUUCAGCGGGAACGGGGUCUCUGAGGAUGCGGCGACUGUCGCGGCCACGGGAGCAACGGCCACUGCGGCAGCAGGAGCUGGAUCUGGAGCACCGACGGCCACGCCCAUCGGCAUAGCUCCGCCUCCGGUUGUUGCCUGAGUGGGGGUCAUACGUUAUUGUGCCAAGCGCACUCUAACGGACUUAUAGUAAGCGCCGGGCGCGCCGCCCUUUCCCAGAACCCCGCCCCCACUAUCCCAAAAACACACAGAUGCAUAGUAUUAAUGAAUGCGACAGGAGGAGGAGCCGUAAUGAGAAACUAUUUAAGGAUUUUUUUUUACUAUCAUUAUUCUUUAUUGUCAGUACAUCGUAUUGCGAUUGUUUUAUAUAUAUAUAUAUGAAUAUUCCUAUUAUAGUUAUGUUACUUAACUUUGCUAAUGUUAACAACCAAACGACAUAAAAAGAACACACAUGACAAGCACCCAAACACCAAGUAGACCACGUUAUGCUUAAGUCUUUUACGCCUAAUUUGAGUAGCCUAGCACCUAAGUCAGAACUUCAAUUUGUUUCUAGAGAAUUCAUUUGACGCAUUUUAGUUCAAUUGCGCGCAAUUGCCUUCAGAUUUCAGUUUUUAUCGAAAGAGAGAGUGCUGUCUGUAUUCCCGUGUCCUUGGAGACCUGUCCAUGUCUGUAGGGCUUACUGUUCCGUGUUACUGUUUACUUUUCAGUCGAAAUAGUGUCUUUUUCUCAGCCUCUAAGUCUAAGCAACUUUAUACUUGUGCAUCUAUAUCUUAUAUAUACACACACGCAAGUGGGUCCCCCAUUUCUUGAUUUUAAAUGUCUUAUGCGCCGAAUUUUUUUGAACAUGUAUAUGUAUGUAUUUGUAAGAACUACAGCCCUGUAGCCCAUGUAAGUAGUUAAGCACAACCUAAGUAGUGUCUUCAUGUGCGGUAGCGGCUUGGUUUUUUUUUUCGUUUAGUUUCAGUAGAUUCGUAAGCGGAAAAUGGCCUUCGUUCGAUCGAAAUUCGAUGAAAGCCAAGUUCUACUCUGUAAUUGUACGGCUAAGAAUGUAUUAUAAAUGUAAUUUAUGCUAACACAUACCCCACAAUCGAACCCACACACACCACAGGCAAACAAAUUCUAUAUAUAUUUAUAUAUUACCUGUAACUAUAAGAUAAAAGCACAAGAACAGAUACAAUUUUGGAAUGCGAGGAUCGGGAGAAAGCAAAGAUUGAUUUAAAAAGAAAACCAUGUGUGAAAUAAUAUUAGGAUAAAACACAGUUCUGGUACCGCCGCAGAAUAUAUAGGUAGCGAUAAGUCUAAGUUUUCGGUCUACUUAACAGAAAGUGGAUAUACGCACGGGCCCAGCUGCAGACGCUGGAGAGACCCCGGCGGUAAUCUACUUUUCCAUGGAAUUUAAAGCUUAAGUCCUUAUUAAGUGAAAUUAUUCUUAUGUAUACAUACUAAAAGAUUUAUUUUUAAGUCGAAUAAAACAGCAGCAUUAAUAA
Messenger RNA from Drosophila suzukii, 8227 nucleotides. RefSeq names its product enhancer of yellow 3 (gene e(y)3). Lineage: Eukaryota; Metazoa; Arthropoda; Insecta; Diptera; Drosophilidae. The record is from RefSeq and is a predicted model, not a curated record.